AUGAAUGCCUCAGCAACGAUCCGUGCUUCGUACAUCCGCCAGGCGCGGAUGAGCAUGACCCCUCGUCCACAUAGCAUAUCGGAGACGUUAUCAAUCGAUCUUCAACCACGCCCCGCUUCAACCGAGAAGCUCCAAUCCUUCGUUCAUGUCGACCACAUUGAACACCGCGAAAAGUGCCACUCCGAGCGUACUUCACAGCCUACCUUCUUCGAUGUCGAACGCAACGCCGAUAACAGCCAAGCAUACAUCGACGACCGCUAUCUCGACACCACUUCGGUCAUGGAAUGGGACAACAACAGCUCUUUUAAAGUGCGGCUAAAAUCCAUGUUCACAGUCUUUCCUUACCGCGACCCUAUCUACCUCGUUGCGAUCAUCUUCCUCAUCGGUUCCAUCGACCUCGUCAUCAACGCCACCUUCGAUCUACUACCUCGCCUCAACCCCUCCACGGAGUUCGAAACCGAAGAGACUGUCGCCGUCCCUAGUACGAUAUUGAUCGGAUCGAUCUUCUUCUUCGUCGCAGGCAUCUUCGACACCUUCAGUGCUUUGAAUGCGGACCGCGGUACGCUCGAAACCUCAAAGUUGGAGCCUGAGAAAGUUAGAUACCGGCCAGCGCUCCUUGGCACACCGGAGUUCAAGUGGAUACCGUCAUGGGAGAAGGUUUGGGAGUUGUCGGCCACCAACUUGGCCUUCCAGGCUGGUCUCAUCGUUCUCUUUGGGGGCAUCAUCUUUAUGUUCGCUGGCAUCGUCGACUUCCCCGGCGUCGUCCCGGAAGAAGACCCUCUCUUUGGUUAUAUCGUUUUCGGGCCGCAGGUGAUACACGGCGCGCUCUUCUUGGUCGCGAACGCUAUGCUAGCGUUUUCCGAACAGGAGCGCUGGUACAAGCCCAGGUUCUUUCACUCGGAUUGGCAGAGCGCCAUUCUCAAUGCGCUUGGUGGGCUCGGCUUCAUGAUGGCUGGUUUCUUUCUCUUUCAGGCCGCCAAGAAGAUUGGACCGCUUCAAAGUACCGUCGACAAUUUCACCUUUACUGCAUGCCCCAAGGGACACGGAGCCCGGCGUGUAAGACUAAGGGCGCAACUGCGACGAGCUAAGGAUCGUCUGUAUCACACCGCUGUUGAAUGCUCCCGUCUAGAAUCCCCACCAAUACUACAGGCCGUGCAAGAUCACCUACCGCGAGAGCUGCGUGACAUGGUCUACGCCGAGCUGAUGGAUUUCGAGAACCCGCCGUUUGACGUCUGGUUGGAGGGUAGUGGAUACGUACUGAAGACGACCAACAAACCACGCUCUACAUUUUUCCACCGGACCAACAUGGCAGCUAGUGUCGUCGAUCGAGGCCAAGAUCCUUACUACAUCGAUCCAUCCAUCGUCGGCAAAGAGUCAGCUCUAGAGAUCCUACAACUUCGUUACCGACGUGGCCAAUUCAAUAUCCACCACGACGCGCUAAUAAACAGGGUUCUCAACCAAGAUGCAUGGAAGCAAGACAUCGUACCAAAACGCUGGCUCUCCAAAAUCAGCAUCUACAUGCCCGAGGACAUUUACCAGGUUGAAGAGCGUAAAACUCUACUCCGUCAGCGCUUCGACCUACUACAGCAACUCACCAAUACCCGAGCACGUAUCCAAGUGAUCUUCCCUAGCAAAGAGAUGUACUGGCAUCUCCAAAUUGGUCCUACGCGUAAAGGAUAUGAGUGUCUACUUCCCACCAACCCAACUAUACGCCAAGCCAUGUUAGCUACUACCGAACGACUAUCAGUCUCGAAUGUUGGGACCGAGAUCGAUGCCGCUGUUCAUAACGAGAACGUUCAUAUCAUCAUGGAGGCCAUAUUCCCGUGCCUGACGACCUUGAAGGCUCGAGGCCACCAGAUUCACUUGGACGAUAGGAUUAGCGGGUGGACAUGGACGGUGGGGGAGGGAAGCGCCACAUUCGCUGAUGCCUGGACUAAUCGAAGGCAGUUUCGUAAGGAUGGCAGUCUACAUGUCAUUGCGGAGAGACUGAGAGCUGAGAAGGAACGAUUUGACUCUACGCUGCAAGAGCUGAAAUCGUGGAAAGAAAAGCAGCUUUCGACUCUCGAGGACAUCGAGAAACGACUUGAUCCAAAAUCUCAAAGCGGCCCACCGUCCCUCGCCGACCCGACCAGCAAGGACACAGCUACAUUGAAGCUCGGUUUGGCAGAGCGUCGUAUCAACGCAGAGCUUCGGAAGCGUUCCGAGGUUGAACCGAAGGAACUGUACAUCCACCAGACGCUCGCGGAUGUCCUCAGAGAAUACGCCAAGCUCGUACACCCCAGUCUCCUCGACAGAAUUUUCGGAUUGCUACCAUCAGGGAAGCUACCACGGGAGGUUAGGGACAUGGUAUACGACCAUGUACUCCCUAGGGAGAACACUUACACUAUCAAGUUAGCAACAGACAACACUGGCUUCUCCAUCCACAAAGGAGCAUCGGACGGUAUUAUACCUACUCCACCAGUCGGCUGUCCAUACCCCAUGAUAUCAACCACCCACCCACUAGCAGAUGAGAUCCUCGAAAGAUUCCAUUGGAGAACGACGUUCAUCAUUCAGAAGUACAUGUGCGCACAGCCGUUGUCUAUCCACCAUAUUAUCGCAAAGCUUCCGUGGUGGUCGAACAUCGAUGCAAGUGUACUCCCCGAAAACAUCGCCGGCCGCAUCACCUUCGUCAUGCGUUUUGACAAUAGUUGGAGGAUUGAGUCAGAUAUGGAGGAGACUAUUGGAGAUUUAAGAAAGAUCUUGAGCUCAGCCAGUCUCGGCGUAACUGUCUCUCUUUCGAUUUUUCCUGCUGAUAGUAAGCGCGGCGCUGAGUUCCUCGAUCUAGCAAAACCACUCUUGCUUGAGUUGCAGGAGAAGGGCCACGAGAUUCGCAUGAUCGACUUGACUUGUUGGACAAAGAUGCACAGAUGCAAAGAGCCACCAACAUGA
This is a messenger RNA of Alternaria viburni, 2928 nucleotides long. RefSeq lists its product as uncharacterized. The transcript is spliced from 3 exons. Bases 1 to 2928 code for a protein of 975 amino acids. NCBI's taxonomy places the organism in Eukaryota, Fungi, Ascomycota, Dothideomycetes, Pleosporales, Pleosporaceae. The record is from RefSeq and is a predicted model, not a curated record.